Messenger RNA from Sciurus carolinensis (gray squirrel), 2044 nucleotides. It is a transcript of the gene Cdc20b, whose product is annotated as cell division cycle 20B. The transcript has 12 exons. The record is from RefSeq and is a predicted model, not a curated record. Gene Ontology annotation, cellular component: anaphase-promoting complex. Gene Ontology annotation, biological process: positive regulation of ubiquitin protein ligase activity; anaphase-promoting complex-dependent catabolic process; positive regulation of anaphase-promoting complex-dependent catabolic process. NCBI's taxonomy places the organism in Eukaryota, Metazoa, Chordata, Mammalia, Rodentia, Sciuridae. Bases 157 to 1728 code for a protein of 523 amino acids. Gene Ontology annotation, molecular function: ubiquitin ligase activator activity; anaphase-promoting complex binding; protein binding.
UGGGGGAAAUGAAGGUAGGUGAUGAAAUAUGAUGGACCUGGGGGAUGAGACUCCAGGGGAUUGACGAUUGUGCAUUAAGUCUGUGUUAGCCCCGGGGGAAAACCAGAAGUGGUCGAGAAGAGGCCGAACUACAGGUAGGGCAAAGUCCGCGGGGAGAUGGAGUGGAAGCUGGAGCGCACCGCCCGGCGCAGGAUCCGGACAGACGAAGAGAUGCUGUGGGAGAACGUCAUGAGGGUGCUCGCCAGUGACAUGAAGCAGCAGAGAAAUCAAGUUUCUCCCAAGGUCUUGGAUUCAGUUACUACUACAUAUUCUAACUUCAAGAGCAACUUUUUGAAACGGUUGUCAACGAAGCUUCCUGUUGCCAGUAGCCCAAUUGCCGCAAGAUGGCAGCAAAGUCAACCCCUGGACUUGGCCUGUUCUUUUGGAGAUGAGCUUUCCACCAUUGACCUCCCUGAACCUGUUGAAUCAGUGCUGGGAAUGCCUGAGAAAGACACCUUGACUCCAGGAACCCUCAAAGAGCCACUGAAGGUCCCCAUCAAAGACAGCUGUGAAAGGAAUGACUCUGCUCUCUGUGUCUGCAAGGCACUUCAUGCUCUGGAGAGCGCUACGAAGGAAGAUGUUGCCUCUAGAGGUCAGAAAUGCCUAAACCAGCUAUUUUCCACUCAAAAAGUGGUUCAGAAAGUUAAUGGGAAAAUGCAGCUCUGUGAUAAAUCUCAAUGUAUUUGGAAAGGUUGCCAACAUGGAACCAGAGAUGAAUUCUUUCAUCUUGAAAGGUUCUGUGAUGAAAACUAUCCUGUAUGCCCACCAGAGGUGAAGAUUCAUCUUACUGGUCUUCGAAAUGACUACUAUCUGAAUAUCCUGGACUGGAGUUUUAAAAAUGUUGUUGCUGUAGCCCUUGGGUCUGCUGUGUACAUCUGGAAUGGGGAAAAUCACAAUGGAGUUGAGAACAUAGACUUGAGUCUCACUUGCAAUUAUGUAUCUUCUGUAUCCUGGAUAAAAGAGGGAACGUGCCUAGCAGUUGGCACCAGUGAGGGAGAAGUGCAAUUAUGGGAUGUGGUAACUAAAAAACGGCUGAGAAAUAUGCUUGGUCACUUGUCAGUAGUUGGGGCCCUGAGCUGGAAUCAUUGUCUCCUCAGCAGUGGGUCAAGACUGGGGCGUGUUUAUCAUCACGAUGUUCGUGUAGCCCAGCAUCAUGUUGGAACACUUUGCCACAAGCGAGCUGUGUGUGCUCUGAAAUGGUCCCUGGAUGGCAGGUUGCUUUCUAGCGGCUGUAGCGAUGGGCUGCUGACGAUAUGGCCCCAUGAUCCAGGUGCCAGUGCACGGGGCCAACCACUAAAAGUAAUACCUCAGUCUACAGCAGUCAAGGCCAUGGAUUGGUGUCCCUGGCAGUCUGAGGUCCUUGCUGUUGGAGGAGGAAUGAAAGAUGGACGCCUGCAUAUCUUGGAUAUAAAUACUGGGAAAAGCAUCCAGACCCCAAGCACAAAAUCACAGAUUUGUUCCCUAAUCUGGCUACCUAAAACAAAAGAGAUUGCAACAGGCCAAGGUACUCCUAAGAAUGAUGUGACUCUGUGGACCUGUCCUACCCUGUCCAGGUCAGGUGGGUUUUUUGGUCACAGAGGCAGAGUGCUGCACCUGGCUUUGAGUCCAGACCAGACCUGGGUGUUAUCUGCUGCAGCUGAUGGGACGGCCUCCAUGUGGAAGUGCUGCCAGUCAUCCAGCCCCUCCUAAAUGCAGUUUCUUCCAUUUUAAGUGAGGUAGUGAUACUGGCUUUUCUUCUCCAUGUGAUUGUUAUGAGUAUCCAAUUAGAUGAGGUGCUCUUCCCAGUGUAAAUACCAGCCCCUCUGACCUCUCUCUGGCUACUUUAUUAGCCCUGCUUCUUCCUUCGAAUCUCCUAGAGAUCAUCUUGAUCUCUUCUCUCUGCUUCCUUCUCCCUCCUUCCUUCUCUUCUCUACUCUUCCCCCACUUCCUCCCUCUCUUCCUUCUCUUUAUCUCUUCCUUUUUAAAGAUCUAGUUUCACUGCUGAAGUCAGAAUAUCUAUAGCAAA